Molecule: messenger RNA, 627 nt
Organism: Suricata suricatta (meerkat)
Lineage: Eukaryota; Metazoa; Chordata; Mammalia; Carnivora; Herpestidae
Gene: HINT2
Product: histidine triad nucleotide binding protein 2
Exons: 5
Coding region: 44-535 (163 amino acids)
Cellular component (GO): mitochondrion; cytoplasm
Molecular function (GO): hydrolase activity
Source: RefSeq, a predicted model, not a curated record
CCGCCGUACUGGCCCCCGGAGAGGUUCGGCGGCUGAGGGCAAGAUGGCGGCGACCCUAGUGCUGGCUGCCGGGCUGCGCGUGGCGCGCAGGGCGGUGGCGCUGGCGGGGCCGCGGGGGGCGCAGGUCCGAGGAGCUGCAGGUGUGACUGAUGGGAAUGAAGUGGCCAAGGCCCAGCAGGCAGCGCCUCAGGGAGCAGCCCCAACUAUCUUCUCCCGGAUCCUGGAUCGAAGCCUCCCAGCUGACAUUUUGUAUGAGGAUCAGCAGUGUCUCGUAUUCCGUGACGUGGCCCCUCAAGCUCCUGUGCACUUUCUGGUCAUUCCUAAGAAGCCCAUUCCUCGGAUUAGCCAGGCCGAAGAAGAAGACCAGCAGCUUCUAGGACACCUUCUCCUUGUGGCUAAGAAGACAGCAAAGGCUGAAGGGCUGGGAGAUGGAUACCGACUUGUGAUCAACGAUGGGAAGCUGGGCUCACAGUCUGUGUAUCAUCUGCACAUUCAUGUACUUGGGGGGCGACAGCUCCAGUGGCCUCCAGGUUGAAUCUACCUACUGACCAAGAACCCCAGACCUGGAUUCUUGGGGGGCGGGGGGGAAAGGGACCCUAUGAUGCUAAUAAACUUGUUCUCCCUCGA